Messenger RNA from Morchella importuna, 591 nucleotides. RefSeq lists its product as uncharacterized. The record is from RefSeq and is a predicted model, not a curated record. The coding region runs from base 1 to 591 and encodes 196 amino acids. The transcript has a single exon. Lineage: Eukaryota; Fungi; Ascomycota; Pezizomycetes; Pezizales; Morchellaceae.
AUGCAGCCCGAAACCAUCUCCGCUCCAUCAAUAGAGGAAUCAUCUGUUGUGACCUCAUCUCCUGCAGCUCCUCUCUCUCCCCUGGCUGUCGGCCUAUCUAUCCCCUUAACUGAUCCUUCCAGUGGUGGUCUCAUUUGCCCGGUAGUCAGUGCAGUGACUAUCAUCACAAGGCCGGGAGAGAUUAUCCAUCCUCCUUCUUCCCCGGCAUUCCACUCACCAUCCACCUCUGCCCCUGGUAUUGCGCCCGUCAAGUUCACUGCAGCCGCUAGUGCGCCUCCUUCUCCCCUGGCUACCCCUCUGUCACUUCCCGUUGACCCUUCAUCUCCUCCCGCUGCUUCCACCUAUCUUCCGACAGUACCGCCACUCCCAUCGGCCAGCAUUGUUGUACCUCCUCCUUGUGCAGACCCAAUCUUCCCUGCGCCUGUUGCUGCUAUACUUGCCCCUGCUGCCUCUGCUGCUCCUUCUGCCCCUUCUGCCCCUCCUAGUCAAUGCUUCCCGCUUCCGCCGAUUCCUGUCGCCAUCUCUCACCCUACAAAGCCAGUGACUGUCACCACUCUCCCGGUAGCUGCCCUUGCUGCCACAACAAGUUAA